AAGGUUAAACAAAAAUCUGAAUACUAACGAAGGAUGGCUUCCUCUUCCUAUAGUUUUGUCUUUGUUUCUGUGGCACUUCUACUACAACUUCUCUUAGGCUCUACUUCGGCCUCCACGAAGUACAUCGAAGACAUAUGCAAACAUGUCAACAAUAAAACCUUCUGCGUCGAAACUCUAAACGCAUAUCCUCCGGCGGUUUCUGCCACCGGCAAGUUCCAAGCGGCUAAGGCGGUGCUCCGCCUUGGCAAAUCUUACGCCCUAAAAUCGGCGAGUUUCAUUAGAAAAGCAGCGAAGGAUAGACCUAGCUUGAAGAAGCAGUUCAAGGAGUGUCAAGAUGCCUACGUGAACGUUGCAAUGUCUCUCAAGAGUGCUGCCUCGGAACUCAAGGAAUCGCCGGAAACUGCAAACUAUGAUGUCAUGGUUUGUACCGACAGCACGACGAUAGUAAAGGAUUUGGUAGGGAAAAAUAGAGAUGUGGCAGCUAAGAAAGUCAUGACGAUGACAUUGAAGAUGGAGAAUCUCAUUGCCCUAGCUGUUGGAGCCACCGAAGCUGUGGCAAACCAAGGAGAACAAGAAGAGUCCAGGGCCAAUGAGCCUGAGGGUAUCGAAUCAGUGGUUGAUGACGUCUACAAUUUUGAAGACGACCCUGUUGUUGAUAAGUUCAAUAGGUUCGGCACGGAGAUGUCUGCCAUGGUCUCGGCCUUGACACAGGUUGUUUCUGCUCGCUCUCAGACUGAGGCUGAAGGGGCUCACUCUUCUUCCUCUUCGGCUGGACAAAAGAAAGGAUGGCUUGGAAUGGAUUCUGCUCCUAUUCCCUCAUCAUUUGCUCGAGUAGACUCUUCAAUUGGUCCGAUCGAAGAGUCCACAAGCAAGACAUUGCCAGAGGAAGCAAGGGAGAGAAAAAGGAGAUACAGGGGAGUAAGGCAAAGACCAUGGGGCAAAUGGGCGGCUGAGAUACGCGAUCCACAUAGAGCCGCUAGAGUUUGGCUCGGGACGUUUGAUACAGCGGAAGCCGCGGCUAGAGCCUACGACGAGGCUGCACUCAGGUUCCGUGGAAAUAAAGCAAAGCUAAAUUUCCCAGAGGAUGUAAGAAUUCUUCCUCCUCCUCCUCCUCCUCUUCUUCCUCCACCAGCUGACACAGUGGCGAAUAAAGCAGAAGAGGAUCUGAUAAAUUAUUGGAGUUAUUCAAAGUUGUUGCAAAGUUCAGGCCAACGGUUAAUCCGCGAGCGAGGACAAGAAGAGAGUACCAACAUACUAGAACAUUUACCAAUAGAACAACCUCUGCCUUCUUCAAGUUCUCGUCCAAGUUCCUCUGAUUUUUCUGGACCUUCCUCUACCUAAUACAUAUUUCACUUUUAUUAAUAACAGUCUACAAAAACAUUUAAAUACAUAGCUAAAAGAAAAUGAUUUUUCUUGUCUGUAUACAUUGUUAAGUGCUAAACAAUAUAUAUUGUACUCUGUU
This is a messenger RNA of Arabidopsis arenosa, 1462 nucleotides long. Lineage: Eukaryota; Viridiplantae; Streptophyta; Magnoliopsida; Brassicales; Brassicaceae. The record is from the annotation of a GenBank genome assembly.